Messenger RNA from Trichomonas vaginalis G3, 996 nucleotides. RefSeq names its product phage tail repeat-like family. The coding region runs from base 1 to 996 and encodes 331 amino acids. The record is from RefSeq and is a predicted model, not a curated record. NCBI's taxonomy places the organism in Eukaryota, Parabasalia, Trichomonadida, Trichomonadidae. The transcript has a single exon.
AUGAACAAAGUUUUGAAAUCUCAUAAACACAAUAUCUCCGAUAUAAAUGAACUUCAAGCUACAUUAGACAGUAAAGCUGACAAAAAUCAUACACAUAACUCCUUCUCAACUGUUAGAGCAGACGACAUAAUAUUGAACUAUACCCUUGGUUCAAGUGCACCUUUAGAGAAUCCAAGUACAAGCGUAAAAGAUACACUAAACUCCUUAAAUAACAAAUGUAUGAAUAUCGAAGGUCAUGUCAGAAACUUUGAAACACAUGAACUACCAGCAAUGUUAGAUAAAAAAGCAAAUAAGACUCAUACACAUACAAGUUUUACAACUGUUGCUAUAGAAAGUAUUGAAGGAACGGUUGAAGAAACUGGUGGGGAUGUAUUAUAUUGUAAACCUCCUAACUUUCCACAAGGUUUAACAUCGGAUGACGACAUAACGACGAUGUUAAACAUUAGAUGUAAAGAUGUUUAUGUCAUGAAGGAUGAACAUAAUAUUAAAUUCACUGCUCAAGAUUUAUAUGACAAGAAAGCAGACAAAAAAGAGCUUCAAACAUUAAAGACAGAAAUACUUCAAACAUUAUAUCCUAUAGGCUCUAUUUAUACGUCAAUGAACUCAACAAAUCCAGCAACAGUUUUAGGUUUUGGUACAUGGCAGCAGAUUGUAGACAAAUUCUUAUACUGUGCUAACUCUUCAAAGCAAACAGGAGGUUCGAAGAAAAUUACUGAAGCAAACCUUCCACCGCACACUCAUACAGGAACUACAAACACAACAGGUAGUCAUUCACAUUCAAUAACAAAAAGAGGUUAUACAAAUCUUGCAGCAGGUUCGGAUAGACAGGGAAUGCAUAGAUAUGAUAUUUCAAGUGACCCAGUAGAUUCAAGCGCAGGUAUUUUCUGUGGAACCGCAGGAAAUCAUGCCCAUACUUUCACAACAAAUCCAACAGGCUCGGGUGCAGAUUACAUGCCACCAUUUGUGACUGUAUUUGCAUGGUACCGCGUUCAAUGA